AUGGCACCAAGCAGAGAAUCAUUCCUCAGAAAUUCAUCGAAAAACAACAUGGUUCAUCAAAAACCCUCAAGUCUCUCAUUUGAAAACCUCCAAAGAACAGUUUCAGACAUCUCAUUCCAACUCAAUGAACUCCUAUCCAAAGAAGAAAAAGUAUCGGAAUCUGCUGCUGCUGCUGCUACUGAUAACAAAAAGGGACUUAUUCUUCCCCCACUAUCCGAAAUCGAAGAUGCCAAGUGCGAGUGCUGCGGUAUGUCCGAAGAAUUUACCCCAGAAUACAUAAAAAAAGUGCGCGAAAAAUUCUCGGGGAAAAUGAUUUGUGGGCUGUGUUCAGAAGCAGUGAAGGAAGAAAUGGAGAAAAAUGGUGGAAAAAGAGAAGAGGCAUUGAAAGAGCACAUGAAUGCAUGUGUGAAAUUCAAUAGGGUUGGCAGAGCAUACCCUGUACUGUUGCAAGCAGAAGCCAUGAGAGAAAUUCUGAAGAAAAAUAGGGCAAACUCGCUUAGUCCUAGAGAGAAGGGAGAGGGGGUGGGGUUGCAGACGAAAGGUGGGAUUGCUAGGAGUUCAAGUUGUAUUCCAGCCAUUAUAAAGGAGAUUAAUACUCAGAAUAUGGUGAAGUGA
Fraxinus pennsylvanica is the source of this 615-nucleotide messenger RNA. NCBI's taxonomy places the organism in Eukaryota, Viridiplantae, Streptophyta, Magnoliopsida, Lamiales, Oleaceae. The record is from the annotation of a GenBank genome assembly.